This is a messenger RNA of Ostrea edulis (European flat oyster), 3593 nucleotides long. Its product is annotated as E3 ubiquitin-protein ligase MIB2-like. The record is from RefSeq and is a predicted model, not a curated record. NCBI's taxonomy places the organism in Eukaryota, Metazoa, Mollusca, Bivalvia, Ostreida, Ostreidae. Gene Ontology annotation, molecular function: protein binding; zinc ion binding; NAD+ poly-ADP-ribosyltransferase activity. The coding region runs from base 152 to 3127 and encodes 991 amino acids. The transcript has 20 exons. Gene Ontology annotation, biological process: protein ubiquitination. Gene Ontology annotation, cellular component: cytoplasm.
CUUAAAGAAGGAAGGAAGUUAACUUUGUUACGAUAAUUUGUACCUGAACAGAAGGGAUCCAAGUGCAGUGAAGGUACGUUGCGUGCAGGUAAAGUGAUAGCCGUGUUGGGACAAGGAGCCUGCAUAUACAUCUGACGUAAAGUAACAGAAAAUGGCAUCGAUAAAACCAGGAGCUCGAGUGGUCAGAGGACCUGAUUGGGCAUCGAAAAAGCAGGACAGCGGUGAGGGAUUUCUGGGUACCAUAAUAUUCGUACCCAAAUCUGGAUCGAAUGAUAACAAGGUGACGGUGAUCUGGGACUCUGGAAUAGAGCGCCGAUACAGAGCGGGUCAUAAAGGAAAGUACGACCUUAGAGUGUACGACACAGCUCCUACAGGCAUCGUUCACGAUCACAUUGUUUGUGAUGUUUGUAACGAUACACCUGUGAAGGGAAUUCGAUGGAAGUGUACCGACUGUGAAGACUUUGAUCUCUGUAACCUUUGUUACAUGAAUGACAAACAUGACACAGGGCACGGUUUUGUAAGGAUUGAUACCCAGAACUCUAGUGCCACUCCUGUUCCUCCCAGGACCGGUAGUAAAAGCAUACAAGUGUUUGGCCUCUUCCCCAAAGCUGAGGUGAUGAGAGGGCCGCACUGGAAAUGGAAAAAUGACGAUGGGGGUGAAGGUGAGGUGGGAAGAAUACAAGAAGUGGUGACCUGGAACAAGAAGUACCAUCGCGGAGGCGUAAAAGUGAUGUGGAAGAAUGACUCCAGUAUGAGCGAUUACAGAGUGGGUGCGGAAGGCUGUGUCGACAUCAUCUUCACCCGGGUGAAGAAUGCUACAUCCGGUGGAAAAUAUUAUCCAGACCACUUAUCUGUUGUUGAUGUCGAAAAAUCCGGAAUUAUCCUUCUAAAGUCUGGAGACAAGGUGCGUGUUAACUUAACACAGAAGGCCUUCAAACAGCUACAGGACAACGCGAUAUACGGGGGAUGGGAUGUCAAUAUGGACCAGUGCAUUAAAGAGUUGGGCACAAUUGUGCAGAUUUUGUAUAAUGGGAAAACUUGUCGAGUGCAGUAUGUGGAUGGCACAGUCUGGAGUAUUAACAGAGUCGCCUUGACAAAGAUCCAUACCUUUACACGAGGAGAAGCUGUGUCGAUCCUGUCUGAUUAUAACGCUGUCAGGGACCUACAAAGUGGACAUGGUGGGUGGAUUGACGACAUGAAAUCUGCCCUUGGAGGAAUUGGGCGUGUUGUGGAUAUAGACCAGGAUGGAGAUAUCCACGUGAAGAUUGAUGAGAAAACAUGGGUUUUCAGUCCAGUUUGUAUCCUGACAUUAGAAAAUCCAGACGACGCAACCAAAAUACCCGCCAUUCCUGCCGCAAAAUCAAUUGAUUCGAAUACAUCUAAAUAUGAUGUGUCAGAAGGAGUGGCCAAAAUAUAUGCGGACUUGAAACGAGAACAACCAGAUCAAGUUGCUGGUCCUGUUGCAAUUUUUAAGGCUGCUGGUCAGGGCGAUCUUCAAACUGUGAAAGAAAUCAUCAGAAAAUACCCAGAUGCGGUAGAUAGAAUACACGACGGGACGACAGCUUUGCAGAUUUCAUGUUACGAAGGUCAUGUUGAUGUUGUGGAAUUCUUACUAAAAAGUAAAGCGAACCCUAAUGUCAAGGACUCUGAUGGUGACUGUCCACUACAUUACAGUGCUCAUGGAAAUGAACCUAAAGCGAUGGAAACACUCUUGAAGAACGGUGCUGUUGUUAAUCUUGAAAACAAGAAGAGACAGACUCCUCUGCACAUAUCUGUUGGAAAGAGUAGCCAUGAAUGUGUCAAAGUACUGCUGGAACACAAAGCCAAUCCAUCGCUUAAGGAUGAUAAUGAUGACACAGCAAUGCAUGAUGCAAUAAGUCAAAAUCAACCCAACAUUGUAAAGGAUGUUCUUGGAAGUCCACUUGCCAAUUACAAAGAAAUCAACACGAACAGCUUCAAUGUUCUGCAGUGGGCAACCAUGAAAAAUUCGAAAGUGGCUGUUGAUACAAUUCUGAAAAAGAAUACCAAAAUAGUUGAUGAUAAGACGACUGAUGAUUUCACAGCUCUGCACCUUGCCGCUGUAAAUGACUAUGUUGAGAUUGCCAGUGCUCUUAUCACUCGAGGUGGCUGUGACAAGAAUGCAAGAGACAAAUCCAACAGAACGCCUUUAAUAAUUUGUGUUGCUCAACGUCACGAACGAACGAUGGAGGUUCUUAUAGCAGCCGGUUGUGAUGUCAAUGCCGAGGACUCCAAUGGAAACACGGCCUUGCAUGUCGCCCAGAUACCGAACAUUCUUUCUAUGUUUGUGCAAACGAAAUCAAAAGGUGACAAGAAUGUCGACACUAAAAUUUUAUGCGCUCUGCUUGAGGCCAAAGCAGACAUUUACAUUAAAAACUUGGAGGGAAAAUCACCACUGGAUUUGGCUGAUGAUGAAAGAAGCAAACAAUUUAUGAUUAAACUGUCUCAAAGUGCUAGCGCUGCGACACUUGAAACUACGAAAAAAGGCAUUGGUAUUCCUUCUGACUGGGAAAAAAUGGCAUAUUCAGAGCCAUUCAAAAGAGUUCCACUCUCGCCUCAUGUUGGUGGUAUGGUGCAAAAGGAAUAUGAAAUGGUUGUUCAAAAGUUUCAGAAGACGCUGGGACAGGCAAAAAUUUUGCAGAUAGAGAGAAUCCAAAAUGUGUUUAUUUGGGAAUGUUACCAAUUGAAACGAAGACAGAUGGAAUUUAAAUACGGGGGCAUUGGAUGUUCUAAUGAGAGGGAACUCUUUCAUGGUACCGUACCUGAAAUUCUAGAUGUCAUCUGUAAAGAUAACUUCGACUUUCGUCUGGCUGGUGAGAGAGUCGGGGCGUUAUUAGGCCAAGGUUCAUAUUUUGCCAGAGAUGCUAAAUAUUCUGAUAUGUAUGCAAAACCGGAUAAACAGAGAAACAAAUACAUGUUUCUUGUCAAAGUAUUGUGUGGUAAAUGGGAUUGUGGACGCCAAGAAUACAAAAGGCCCCCGCCGGUAGAUCCGACAAAUCUUCAUUCAGAGCUGUAUGAUUGCUGUGUGGAAAACGUGGACGAUCCCAAAAUAUUCUGUGUAUUUGAUAAGAAUCAGUACUACCCAUAUUAUCUUAUCAAAUACAUAUAGAUAUUUGUCACAUUUCCUAACCAUGCAUGGAUGUAGUCUCUGUGCUGUGACGUAACUAGACGUGAUGUAGUCUCUGUGCUGUGACGUAACUAGACGUGAUGUAGCCUCUAUGCUGUGACGUAACUAGACGUGAUGUAGUCUCUGUGCUGUGACGUAACUAGACGUGAUGUAACCUCUAUGCUGUGACGUAACUAGACGUGGAACAAUGAGCAGUAUAAGUGAGCAUUGUUGCUGCAUUCAAAGAAUGGAUAGAUCUUUUCAGAAAUCUGACAUUCGCUAAAUGUUCAUUUAGGUUUACAUACAUCACAAACAGCUGUGAUGUGAGUAAGUUUGUAUGUCUGUUCAUCUUGCUUUCAUGUAUCAUGAUUUCAAUGUAUGUAUCUAUGUUGAGAAACCGUUUAUCUUGGGUUUUAUUGUCAUUUACUUGCAAAAUAACACUGUUGUGCAUAUAAAAUCAUUUGCUGUG